Molecule: messenger RNA, 891 nt
Organism: Closterium sp. Naga37s-1
Lineage: Eukaryota; Viridiplantae; Streptophyta; Zygnematophyceae; Desmidiales; Closteriaceae
Source: the annotation of a GenBank genome assembly
AUGUCCCUUCAGCAACUGGGACUCACGCCGCAGUACCGGUAUGUGUGCAGGAGGGAGGGCGACGCUGCAGCAGUAGGGAGAGUGGAGUCUCCAGCAGAGCAGAGUGACCCUGUGGCUCGUCUGCACGACAUGUCCCUUCAGCAACUAGGACUCACGCCGCAGUACCGGUAUGUGUGCGGGAGGGAGGGCGACGCUGCAGCAGUAGGGAGAGUGGAGUCUCCAGAGCAGAGUGACCUUGUGGCUCGUCUGCACGACAUGUCCCUUCAGCAACUGGGACUCACGCCGCAGUACCGGGAGGGCAACGCUGCAGCAGUAGGGAGAGUGGAGUCUCCAGCAGAGCAGAGUGACCCUGUGGCUCGUCUGCACGACAUGUCCCUUCAGCAACUGGGACUCACGCCGCAGUACCGGUAUGUGUGCGGGAGGGAGGGCGACGCUGCAGCAGUAGGGAGAGUGGAGUCUCCAGCAGAGCAGAGUGACCCUGUGGCUCGUCUGCACGACAUGUCCCUUCAGCAACUGGGACUCACGCCACAGUACCGGUAUGUGUGCAGGAGGGAGGGCGACGCUGCAACAGUAGGGAAAGUGGAGACUCCAGCAGAGCAGAGUGACCCUGUGGCUCGUCUGCACGACAUGUCCCUUCAGCAACUGGGACUCACGCCGCAGUACCGGCACACAGGGACGGACAAUACGGGGACAGCCCACGUGACAGAGAGAGUGCGAGUGUAUGCAGCAGGGAGGAGGAUGGGCACGGGCAUGGGGCCGACACUGGCAGAGGCGAAGAGAGACGGAGCAGCCAAGGCACUGCUCGCAUGGGGUAAGGUGUUUGGCGAGGAGGGGGGGAGUGAGGGAGCAGGACGCGAGGUGGGUGAGAAUGCUGAGGAAAGGAUCAAUUAA